CGUACACGGGUGGGCACCUCUGGACGUGGGUGCUUGGGGACACCGUGGGACGCUCCUGGGAACUUCUCCUGGGACCUGGAGGUGCAUGGGGACACCAUGGGGCAGCUGUGGGAAUUUGCACAGCAAGACCCAGCUGGGCACCGGGUGCCCGUUCCCAGCGGUGCCCUUGGGGCUCCGGUGCCGGCGGGGAUUUAAGGCCGGCGGGUGCCCGGGACAGCCACACUUGAGCCAUGGCUGCGAUGCUGAGCCUUGUCCUGCUGCUGGUGGCCGGCGGUGCUCGCGCCGCGGUGCUGCCGGACUCCAGGGUGGUCAAUGGGCAAGAUGCGGAGCCCUACAGCUGGCCCUGGCAGAUCUCGCUGCAGUACGAGCGGGACGGCACCUUCCGCCACACCUGCGGGGGCACCUUGAUCGCGGCCAACUGGGUGAUGACGGCCGCGCACUGCAUCUCCAAAUCCCGCACCUACCAGGUGGUGCUGGGCGAGUACGACAGGAGCACUGGGGAGGGCCCCGAGCAGAGCAUCCCCGUGAACUCCGACGACAUCUUCGUGCACCCCAAGUGGCUCAGCUUCUGCGCGGCCUGCGGCAAUGACAUCGCGCUGAUGAAGCUGCAGCGGCCGGCCGUGCUCUCGGCGCAGGUGCAAGUGGGGCGGCUGCCGCCCGCCGGCUCCGUGCUGCCCAACGGGUACCCCUGCGUGCUCAGCGGCUGGGGACUGCUCACCACUGGGGGGUCGCUGCCGGACCGGCUGCAGCAGGCAGAGCUGCCCGUGGUGGAUUAUGAGCACUGCACCCAGCCCGACUGGUGGGGCGUCCUGGCCAUCCGCCGAACCAUGAUCUGUGCCGGCGGCGCUGAGAAGUCUGGAUGCAAUGGCGACUCCGGGGGACCCCUGAACUGCCAGGCUGAGGAUGGCACCUGGGAGGUCCACGGCAUCGCCAGCUUCGUGUCGGCCCUGGGCUGCAAUGCCGCCAAGAAACCCACGGUGUUCACCCGCGUGUCCGCCUUCGAGGACUGGAUUGAAGAGACCAUUAGAAACAACUGAGCAUGGCAGCGUCCUUGUCAUCGACCCCCCCAGCCUAGCAUUAGGCAAAUAAACC
Molecule: messenger RNA, 1092 nt
Organism: Onychostruthus taczanowskii (white-rumped snowfinch)
Lineage: Eukaryota; Metazoa; Chordata; Aves; Passeriformes; Passeridae
Gene: CELA3B
Product: chymotrypsin like elastase 3B
Exons: 9
Coding region: 231-1037 (268 amino acids)
Biological process (GO): proteolysis
Molecular function (GO): serine-type endopeptidase activity
Source: RefSeq, a predicted model, not a curated record